AUGAGCGAUAACGAUAUAGGUGAGGAGCUCAAUGGAAAGGAACGUCCGCUAUAUAUUUCUGUAGUUAUAUUUCUGAUCAAGAUUGUAUUUUUCGUCUAUGAUUGCAUAGUAUUCAUACCGUUUAAAAUCUUUGCUGAUCCGUCCGAGAAGUUGAGCAAAUCGCAACGAAUAAAGGCUCAACCAGUGAAAGAAGGCGAUCCAGGAUCAGCAUGGCGACAUGUAAAUUCAUUGAACAAGGAGCUCAAAGAUUGUACAUUUCCAGAUUGCCAUACUAUAGCCGAUCAGUGGAAUGAAUGUGUCAAAAGAUUCGGAGAGAGAAGCUGUUUUGGCACUAGGGAGGUUUUGUCGAUCCAUAAGGAAAAGCAAAAGAGCGGGAAAGUUUUUGAAAAGUGGGAAAUGGGAAAAUAUCAUUGGCGAACAUUCGAGGAAAUUGACAGAAGAGUAAACAUGGUUGCGUCAGCUCUAAAAUCUUUGGGCAUGAAGCCAAAAGAUGAAAUUGUGAUUUUUGCUGAAACUAGAGAAGAAUGGAUGACUACCGCUUUGGGCUGUUUCAAAGGCUCUUUUCCAGUGGUGACCGUAUAUGCGACUCUUGGAGAAGAAGCUGUAGAAUUCGCUUUUAAUGAAGUCAAACCAAAGAUUAUUUUCACUUCGGAGAACCUCAUCUCUAAGGUCCAAAAAGCAAUGAAAGCCGGUGUUUCUGUCGAAACGGUGGUCUUUUUUGAAAGUCCAGAUCCAGAAAGUCCGCAUGAGUAUAAAGAUGAUAAUGCGAAAAUCUUAUCGUUCAAUGAUCUCUUGAACAUGGGAAAACCCGAUCUCGUUGAAAAUGCCCCGAAACCAACGGAUAUAGCUAUGAUUAUGUACACUUCGGGUACUACUGGUAACCCGAAAGGAGUUAUGCUCACGCACGAAAAUAUCGUAUCAGCUGGAGCUGGACAAGGAGAUGUUAUUCCACUACAUGAGGGCGAUACUUACAUCGGUUACUUGCCUCUGGCUCAUAUUUUGGAAGUUUGUGGAGAACUGGUAACCCUUUCAAAGGGAGUUCGCAUAGGAUAUUCAUCUGCUCAAACCCUGUUUGACAGAGCUCCAAAAAUCAAAAAAGGAACUCGUGGAGAUUGCUUUGCUUUGAAGCCAACUCUAAUGGCUUGUGUACCUGCUGUCAUGGAUAGAAUCCACAAAGCUGUGAUUGAAGAAGUCAAUUCAAACAGUCUUCUAUUCCGAGAAAUGUUCAAAGCAUGCUAUGAGAGGAAAAGGGCCAGAUAUGAGGAAGGCUACACUAGCUUCAUUCUCAACAAGCUUGUAUUUAAUCGAAUUGGAAAAUUGCUUGGUGGAGAAAUUCGCUGUGUGCUGUCUGGAGGUGCACCGCUAAGUCCAGAAACGCAAAGGUUUAUGAACAUCUGCUUCUGCUGUCCGGUUAUCCAAGGAUAUGGUUUGACAGAAACUUGUGGAGGCGGAACCUUAGCGGAUGCACACGAUCUCUCAACUGGAAGUGUUGGACCACCUCUAACAUGCUGUGAAAUAAUCCUGGAAGAAUGGUCAGAAGCCGGAUACUCCCCAAAGAAUGAUAAACCACAAGGAGAAAUUUUAAUCGGUGGAAAGAACGUUGCACUGGGAUAUCUGAAUAACGAUGAGAAGACAAAGGAGGACUUUGUUUUGAGAGAUGGUAAACGAUUCUUUGCCACCGGCGAUAUUGGAGAAUUCAGAGAGGACGGGUCUUUGAUGAUUAUUGAUCGAAAGAAGGAUCUUCUAAAGUUGGCCCAUGGAGAGUACAUCUCACUAGGAAAAGUUGAAACACAUAUUCUGACAAACCAUUGGGUAGAGAAUGUGUGUGCCUAUGGCGAUUCUUCAAAAGACUACAUCGUUGCGCUCAUCGUUCCGGAGCGUAAAAAUCUGAAGCGACUUGGGGAAGAGCUUGAUGUCUCAUCCGAUGACAUUGAAGAACUCUGCCAUAACAAAAACGUGGUUGAUGCUUUCUUGAAGGAAAUUCAAUCCCAUGUGUCAGGCAAACUACAAAGAGUCGAGAUCCCGAAAAAAAUUCACCUCUGCUCUGAGCAAUGGACCCCGGCUAGUGGCCUGCUUACUGAAGCACUCAAACUGAAAAGAAAAGCCAUUGAAAAGGCUUUCAAGGACGAGAUUGCGGAAUUGUACAAAUAAACUGGGAAUAGCUGACUGUUCAUCCUCACCUAUUUGCCUUACCUUCUACUCAUUGCUCAUCUUUCUCGUGUCACUGGUAACUGGUCUUUAGAUUCGUUAUAACUAUGUAUAGAGAUUCUUUUUUUUUGUUCUGCUUGUAAUUCCAGCUUAUUUUUUUCUUGCGUGUCAAUUCGAAUCCUCACGAUAUGCAUUUCUACAUCAGAACACCUCAUUUUCUCACAUUUGCUCAAAUGUGUGGAGUUCAUAGCAGAUGAUCUUGAAUAGCGUUUGAUUCGGUAGUGAUAUUGAUACUCGACGUAAA
This is a messenger RNA of Cylicocyclus nassatus, 2452 nucleotides long. NCBI's taxonomy places the organism in Eukaryota, Metazoa, Nematoda, Chromadorea, Rhabditida, Strongylidae. The record is from the annotation of a GenBank genome assembly.